GUCCUCCUCCCUCCCUCAGGAAGGAACCGGAAGGUAAUGGUAACGUUAACGGACCGCGGCGGACACGAGACGGAAGCGGCCGCGCAGGGCCCCGGGGCGGCCAUGUUUGUUCGUGGCAGCGGGCCGGAAGUGGGUGCGAGGAGGGGCGGAAGUGGCGGGGCGGUGGCUCCGGUGUGGGUGUGGGUCUGUGAGUGUGCCUGCGAGGGGGGGCGGCGGUCCUCCCAGCCGAGCUCCCUCCCCCCCGAGCGUCGGCUCCGGAGCCGGAUGUUGGCGGAGCUUUGACAGGAGGAGGCGGCGGCGGCAGAGGCAGCAUCCGCAGCAUCUGCAGAAUCAGCAGCGACGGCUCUGCAGGGCGAGACCAAGCAGCAGCAUGGCCAUGGAUCCUCUCUCCGAUCUGCAGGAUGACUUAACCUUUGACAACACCAACCAGGCCCUGAACCAGCUGAAGCUGGCUUCCAUUGACGAUAAAAACUGGCCCUCUGAUGAAAUGCCUGACUUCCCUAAAUCUGAUGAUUCUAAGAGCAGUUCCCCGGAUCCUGUCACACACCUGAAAUGGGAUGACCCUUACUAUGACAUAGCCCGACACCAGAUCGUGGAAGUGGCAGGAGAUGACAAAUAUGGGCGGAAGAUCAUUGUAUUCAGUGCCUGUAGGAUGCCUCCAAGCCACCAGCUGGACCAUGUCAAACUCCUGGAGUACCUGAAGCAUACCUUGGAUCAGUUUGUGGAGAGUGACUACACCCUGUUGUACCUGCACCAUGGCCUAACCAGUGAGAACAAGCCCUCCCUCAGCUGGCUCCGAGAUGCUUACCGGGAGUUUGACCGCAAGUAUAAAAAGAACAUUAAAGCCUUGUACAUCGUGCACCCCACCAUGUUCAUCAAGACGCUGCUGAUCCUCUUUAAACCUCUCAUUAGCUUCAAGUUUGGGAGGAAGAUUUUCUAUGUGAACUACCUGAGUGAGCUGAGCGAGCACGUGAAGCUGGAGCAGUUGGGCAUCCCUCGCCAAGUGCUCAAGUAUGACGAUUUCCUCAAAUCCACCCAGAAAACCCCAGCCACAGCUCCCAAGCCCAUGCCCCCUCGGCCCCCACUACCCAACCAGCAAUUUGGGGUCUCGUUGCAGCACCUCCAGGAGAAGAGCAAUGAGCCUGAACACCUUCCCCUUGUCCUCAGAGAGACCAUCGCCUACCUGCAAGCCCAUGCUCUUACCACAGAGGGGAUUUUCCGGAGAUCAGCCAACACUCAGGUUGUGAGGGAGGUACAGCAGAAGUACAACAUGGGGCUGCCAGUGAACUUUGAGCAGUAUGACGAUGUGCACCUCCCAGCGGUCAUCCUGAAGACGUUCCUCCGGGAGCUGCCUGAGCCGUUGCUCACUUUUGACUUCUACCCCCACGUCGUGGGCUUCCUCAAUAUUGAAGAGGACCAGAGAGUGGCAGUGACCCUCCAAGUCCUGCAGACCCUGCCCGAGGAAAACUACAAGGUGCUGCAUUUCCUGACAGCCUUCCUGGCCCAGAUCUCCUUCCAUAGCGACCAAAACAAGAUGAACAACACCAACCUGGCUGUGGUCUUCGGGCCCAACUUGCUGUGGGCUAAGGAUGCUGCGAUCACCCUCAAAGCCAUCAAUCCCAUCAACACCUUCACCAAGUUCCUGCUGGAUCACCAAGCAGAGCUGUUCCCCAACUCCGAGGGACCCUGAGUGCCCCUCAUCUCCAUCCCACCCCCUCCUCUCCCUCUUCUCUGGCAGCCACUGUCCGCUCCCUUGGCCUUGUCCCACUGGAUUCCUCAUGCAGGAAUAAGCCUCGGAGUCCUGGGAGGUGACAGUGCUCAGGAAGGAGAACCCUCCUCCAUGAUGGGGCCAGAGUUCCCAGCCCUUCUGUUGUGUGCCCACAGCCUAGCCCAGGCCCCCACCCCACUCGGGCUCCAGAGGCCUCUCUCUUCAACAUUCCUUCUCUCAGCAGCCUUAGACUCCUACACUGCCUCUCAGAUGCCAGGAUGUUGGAGGUUUCCCUGAUGCCGAAAUCCUGCUUUUAAAAGAUGGGAGAAGGGGCAUCCCUGACGGGCUGCUUCCCCCUGCUCCCCCUGUUGCCUUGGUACCUGUAGAUGACUGCCCUGGGGCUGGGGCUCUGGGCCACUUGUUGCCUCCACAGUUUGUGCUUAGUGUGACCAGCAGAGUGCUCCUGUUCCCAGAAAAUGUUCUAAGCCAGACCAAGACCAUGCCCUGCUCUGGGGGCUCUGCCCUGGGCAUUCUUGGUGUGGACACCAGUGUCAGUGACACUGGCCCUGCUAGGUAGCACCUGGCUCCACACCCUUUCUCACCUCCCAGACUCCUGUUGUCCGCUGGCUGGUCAGAGGACACAGGAUUUAUGGGGUUGGAGGAAGGGAAGCCUCUUCAUGGUCCUGGCUUCCCCCACUCCAGAGUCACAGAGCAUCUCCCUGAGGUUUGGUCAGUGACAGGUUUGGCCACAUUCCUUAGGUGCCUCUAGCCACUCCUUCCCAGCCUUAGACAAGAUUCCUGAACCUCAGGCCUUGUGCAUACUCUGUUGUGUCAAACCCAGGGUGUGAGUUGCCUUGGGCCUUAACUUUUUUUUUUUUUGCCAAGUUAUCCCCUUGGGGCCAGGGUGCCAGGGCCAGAGCCCUCUGCUGCUCUUGUGUUCUAGGUGCUUAUGGAGGGUUGGAUUUGGAGGGGUGUCUUGUAGCUGUUAUUCGAGGGUGGAAGAGGCUUUGAUUGGCCUGUCCCCAGGCCCCUUCGGGCCACGGGGUUCCUCUUAGUAUGUCCCUGUCAGAUGAGUCCAUGAAGACUCUGUGCAGCCCUACAGACCCUGGCAGCCUAGAACCACCCACCGGCUGUUGUUGAGAACCUUCUAUGCUGCCAUUUCAGGACACAUCCCGCCGUUUUGUGUCCAGAGCCUAUCUGCCCCUUUCCUAGUUUUUCCCCACCCCCCCUCAGCCCUGGGGGAGCUCCCACUCAUUGUACUUCCGUCCCCACAUCCCUGGGCAAGAGCAGAUGUGCUUGGAGCCCAGCAUCCUCGUGGCCUUUGCUGACCUCUUCUUCUCUUUCCUGACCUGAUCAAGCCAGCCCUUCCUGCCCACUGGAGUGAGGCUGCGCACUGACUGUACUGGGCUCCUUCCUCUUGAGGUUACAGGUACAAUGUAAGAAGCUGUCACCUGUCCCCAUUUGCCCCUCCCCGCUUGCUGUGCUCAUUUGUGUACUGCAUUUGCCUAUGGCCCCUCCCCCAGCUCCCUUCCUUGUAUGGAGAGGCUUUUUGGUGUCUGCCUCUGGGGGAGGGCUCAACUGUGAGAUGAGUUCACAUUCACACCUAUUGACUUCCUCUGCACCAAUUGUGUAUUUCACCAUUUGCACUUUUUGUAUUUCAAUAAAAAUGGAGAUUGAAAA
Messenger RNA from Trichosurus vulpecula (common brushtail), 3388 nucleotides. RefSeq names its product Rho GTPase activating protein 1 (gene ARHGAP1). The transcript is spliced from 13 exons. Gene Ontology annotation, biological process: small GTPase-mediated signal transduction; negative regulation of endocytic recycling. The record is from RefSeq and is a predicted model, not a curated record. Gene Ontology annotation, molecular function: GTPase activator activity. Lineage: Eukaryota; Metazoa; Chordata; Mammalia; Diprotodontia; Phalangeridae. Gene Ontology annotation, cellular component: cytoplasm. Bases 371 to 1690 code for a protein of 439 amino acids.